AUGGAUACUGAAUUCCCAGGGGUUGUUGCCACUCCGCUCGGCACUUUUAAAAGCAAGGAAGACUUUAAUUAUCAACAAGUAUCCUGCAAUGUCAACAUGCUCAAAUUGAUUCAAGUGGGAUUUGCGUUAGUCGAUGAAAAAGGAGAUCUUCCACCAACAGGCGAUGUAUGGCAAUUUAAUUUCCACUUCUCGCUUUCCGAUGAUAUGUACUCACAGGAGAGUGUGGAAAUGCUCAGAGCGGCUGGAAUCGACUUUACUCGUUUGCAGAACGAAGGUAUUUCAAUGGACAUUUUCGGCGAGCUGUUGACAACAUCAGGACUGAUUGUGGAUGACCGGAUUACGUGGCUUACAUUCUCGUCGGGGUACGAUUUCGGAUAUCUCCUCAAGUCAAUAACCCUUGGUGAACUACCAAAGGAGGAAUCGCAAUUUUUCCAAUUCCACCGAGCGCUAUUCCCUCGUUGUUACGACAUUAAAUUGAUGCUACGGAUGCCUGGUUCAUUCAACACCAAACUUAAAGGAGGCUUGCAAGAGGUGGCAGAUCAGUUGGACGUUAAACGGCACGGCAUGCGUCAUCAAGCUGGAUCGGAUGCCCUGCUUACUGCGAAAACGUUCUUCAAAAUAAAGCAACAAUUUUUCAACGAUAAUUGGGACAAGGUGUCACGAUUAGUCCAAGGUCACUUAUUUGGUCUGGGUUCUUCGCUUUCGCUCUCUCAGUCAGCUCACAAGUUAGACGAACUGGACAAGGAAAAAGAAGCCGUAGCUGUCAAUUAA
Messenger RNA from Haemonchus placei, 771 nucleotides. The record is from the annotation of a GenBank genome assembly. NCBI's taxonomy places the organism in Eukaryota, Metazoa, Nematoda, Chromadorea, Rhabditida, Trichostrongylidae.